GCCGAGCCUCCCCGGCCCCGCGGAGCGGCUGCCGGAUGCCUCCGUUCCAGUGGUGCCACGGGUGCUCCUGCAGCCUGGGGCUGGUCUAUCCCGGUAAGCCCUGCACGAUGCCGCCCAUCACCUUCCAGGACCUGCCCCUGAACAUCUACAUGGUCAUUUUCGGCACCGGCAUCUUCGUCUUCGUGCUCAGCCUCAUCUUCUGCUGCUACUUCAUCAGCAAACUGCGGCACCAGGCGCAGAGCGAGCGCUUCGGGUACAAGGAGGUGGUUUUGAAGGGCGAUGCCCGCAGGCUGAACGUGCAUGGGCAGACCUGCGCCGUGUGCCUGGAGGAUUUCAGGGCGAAGGAGGAGCUGGGGGUGCUGCCGUGCCAGCACGCCUUCCACAGGAAGUGCCUGGUGAAGUGGCUGGAGGUGCGCUGCGUGUGCCCCAUGUGCAACAAGCCCAUGGCUGGUCCGGCACAGCCCCGCGCCGGCAUCGGGACCCUCCUGGACGAGCUGGUGUGAGCUGCAAACUUGGCCUCAUCCCGUG
Molecule: messenger RNA, 528 nt
Organism: Empidonax traillii (willow flycatcher)
Lineage: Eukaryota; Metazoa; Chordata; Aves; Passeriformes; Tyrannidae
Gene: RNF122
Product: ring finger protein 122
Exons: 6
Coding region: 36-503 (155 amino acids)
Source: RefSeq, a predicted model, not a curated record